AUGGAUAUAGUUAAUCUACUGUGUAUGACACUUAUCCUGAUGUCAGUGAAUGGCCAGAGUGUACUAGAUGGAUCUAGCCUUUUGGACCAUUGCCCAUUGGCUAAGAUAGAGGAGGUGGAACUUCUGAUCAACUCCGCAGCCCAAAAAGUUAUAAUGUCGUACUUAAACAAUAUGGAAUCUCGGUUAAAACAAUACAGGAUUGAAAUGAAUGAUUUUAAGAACAUGUUGGAAGAGAGAGUUGAGAAAAACAAUAUGGAAAUCAAAUUGUUGAAAGAAAAAAUUCAAGAGCAAGAAGAUUUGAUUAAGAAUUUGCACAACAACGUGGAGGCAGAGGCAGUGAAACAGGGUGCACGACUCGUAAAUGGAAGUUCUUUUAGAGAGGGCAGAGUUGAAGUCUACAAGGAUGGCGUAUGGGGAACAGUUUGUGACGAUAGCUGGGACUACAAAGAUGCAAAUGUUAUCUGUAAACAACUUUUUGGACUAACUGGAAGCCCAUAUAGCGGUGCACGUUUUGGACGUGGAGUUGGUGUUAUUCAUAUGGAUGACGUCAAUUGUUAUGGGACUGAAAGUUCCCUACUGCAUUGUACGCAUACAAAUCAUCUUAACCAUAACUGUAAUCAUGGGGAGGAUGCAGGCGUUAUGUGUAUGAAAGCCCCACUUAUACGACUUUCAAGACAAUUAGAAUUUCAAGGACGAGUAGAAGUUUACAAGAACAAUGAAUGGGGAACGGUUUGUGAUGAUGAUUGGGACCAUCUGGAUGCCGGUGUUAUUUGUAGAAGUCUAGGUUAUAGUGAACAUGGACUGGCCGUUUCAAAUGCAGUUUUUGGAGAAGGAACUGGGUCUAUACUCUUUGAUGAUGUACAGUGUACUGGAAGUGAAACCGGUCUGUCUGAGUGUACAUUUUCUUCCACUAAUAAUUGUAAUCAUAGAGAGGAUGCUGGUGUAGUAUGUAGACUUCAAGGUGAUUUUAUUAGAUUAUCAAACGGAACAUCUGUUAACGAAGGUAUUCUUGAUGUGUUAAUCAACGGUAAAUGGGGAGCCAUCUGUGAUAGUAGCUGGGAUCAAAAGGACACAAAAGUAGCUUGUCGGUCUCUGGGAUAUUCUGGGUAA
This is a messenger RNA of Saccostrea echinata, 1110 nucleotides long. Its product is annotated as deleted in malignant brain tumors 1 protein-like. The coding region runs from base 1 to 1110 and encodes 369 amino acids. Gene Ontology annotation, cellular component: membrane. The transcript has 6 exons. The record is from RefSeq and is a predicted model, not a curated record. NCBI's taxonomy places the organism in Eukaryota, Metazoa, Mollusca, Bivalvia, Ostreida, Ostreidae.